Sorghum bicolor (sorghum) is the source of this 2144-nucleotide messenger RNA. Its product is annotated as peptidyl-prolyl cis-trans isomerase CYP59. The transcript is spliced from 14 exons. The record is from RefSeq and is a predicted model, not a curated record. Lineage: Eukaryota; Viridiplantae; Streptophyta; Magnoliopsida; Poales; Poaceae. Gene Ontology annotation, molecular function: RNA binding; zinc ion binding; peptidyl-prolyl cis-trans isomerase activity. Bases 255 to 1934 code for a protein of 559 amino acids. Gene Ontology annotation, biological process: protein peptidyl-prolyl isomerization. Gene Ontology annotation, cellular component: nucleus.
UUCUUCUCUUCGACGGCUUCCACACACUCGCCGGUCGCCGCCCUCCCCGCUCCCUUCCCGUCCGCCGUCCGAGUGGGGUUGCCUCCUCCAUACCGGCUAGGGCAGGACACCCAACGCGCCACCUUGUACGGCCUCUGCCUGGUUUGACGAAACCCCAGAAGCUUCCGGCGCUCGCGCUAGCCUCGUUCUCCCCCAAGCACUGUUUCGCCGCCGUUCGAUAGCCGAGGCCAGACGCGGAUAAGUCUCUCUCGGAGAUGUCGGUGCUCAUCGUCACCAGCGUGGGCGACAUCGAGGUGGAUCUCCACACCGACCGGUGCCCCCUCACCACCAAGAACUUCCUCAAGCUCUGCAAAAUGAAGUACUACAAUGGGUGUUUGUUCCACAAGGUGGAGAAGGAUUUCUUGGCACAAACUGGCGAUCCAACUGGAACUGGCACCGCUGGCGAUUCUGUAUACAAAUAUCUCUAUGGUGAUCAAGCUCGAUUUUUUGAUGAUGAGAUCCGUCCAGAGUUAAGGCAUUCAAAAACUGGAACUGUUGCUAUGGCCAGUGCUGGUGAAAACUGCAAUGCCUCGCAGUUCUACAUUACCUUGCGGGAUGAUGUGGAUUACCUUGAUGAUAAACAUACUGUGUUUGGGAUGGUUGCUGAAGGUUUUGAUACGCUGACAAAAAUAAAUGAAGCUUAUGUUGAUGAUAAAGGAAGACCAUUCAAGGACAUAAGAAUUAAGCAUACAUAUGUCUUGGAUGAUCCUUUUGAUGAUCCUCCUCAGCUUGCUGAACUUAUUCCUGAGAAUUCUCCUACGGGAAAGCCACGUGAUGAGGUUGCAGAAGAGCGUUUAGAGGAUACUUGGGUUCCUUUGGACCAAACAGUGGACCCUGAACAACUUGAGGAGAUGAUCCGCUCUAAAGAGGCACACACAAAUGCAGUAAUUCUUGAGAGUUUGGCAGAUAUUCCAGAUGCUGAGAUUAAACCGCCAGAAAAUGUCUUAUUUGUUUGUAAACUCAACCCAGUAACACAGGAUGAAGAUUUAUAUACAAUAUUUUCUCGUUUUGGAACUGUGACAUCUGCUGAAAUAAUUCGUGACUACAAGACUGGAGAUAGUUUAUGCUAUGCUUUUAUUGAAUUCGAUACAAAGGAGGCUUGUGAGCGUGCAUAUUUCAAGAUGGACAAUUGUCUGAUUGAUGACCGAAGGAUCCAUGUUGAUUUUAGUCAGAGUGUUUCGAAGCUGUGGGGUCAGUUCAGACAAAGCAAAAGAAAUGCAAAGAAAGAUGGGUGUUUUAAGUGUGGCGCCCCUGAUCACUUAGCCAGAGACUGCGAUCAAGAUGGCGAGCAGAAAAACAAAGGCCCAAAUUAUGUUCUAAAAGAUGAAAACACGCAGCGUGGUGGAAAUCACCGUCGAAGCUAUGAUCUAGUCUUUGACGAAGAUGAAGAUGAAGCUGAUUAUUCUGAUAAGAGAGAUCACGAAAAUGGCCACAGAAGAAAGAAUCGAAGAAUAGAUGAUCAAAAAUCAGAGCUGCCGCCUCGCGGUGAUCGUGAAAGAAAUAGCCACGAGAGAACACGCAGUGAUGAGAAAGGAAGCAGGCAUGGGAAAGAUGAUAGGAACCAAGGGGGUCGGAAACAUGAUGGCUACCACAGUUACAGUAGAUCCAGUGAUAGAAGCUCUGGUAGAUAUGAUGAUCGUGAUUAUAGCAAGCACUCUAAUAGAAGCAGAAGUGGGGAGGUAGAGGAAGGCAGACGAAGCGAUAAAUCUGAUGGCGAGCGGCGCCAUAGAGAUGAUGCCUACGAGAAGAGCGAACACCACCGGAGAGAUGAAAUCAGCCACAGGAAAAGGAGCCCAGAUAGUAGACAUAGAAGAGAAGACCGAGCACACCAUGUGAAAAAACAGCAGUCUGAUGAUAGGUCCUACAAGGAGAGAAGGCACAGAGAUGGUAGAUAAGAUAGGUUUCUGUAUGACACUCGGUUUUGUUGUCUGCUUUUCACUGAUGUCCCUAUAAGCUUGUAUUCUUAGCUCAACUUUUUUUGAAGUCAAUGUAAACUGCCUGGAAUGUGUUGAAUUGUUGUAGUGUCCAGAUCUGCAUCUUUUCUGUGUGUUUACAGCUUUUGCUGGAUAAUUUGUUGCAAUAAAGAAAAAAUUGCUAAUUUUGAC